UUCGGUUUUGUUUCCAGUUUCAAAUACAGAUCACGUCGAAGUUCAAAGACUUCCCGAAAAAAACCAAGCAGCUCACAGUGGUUCAUUAAAAACAAGACAGAAACAUAUGACAAGAAAAUACAGUGAUAGUACUGAGCUAGCAGAGCUAUUGGCUGAACACCAAGGGCGGCAAUUAAGGAGUAUGCAAAGUAUUAACACUGGAAUACAGCAGCCUUGGGGAUCAAGCUCAAGACUUAAUGAACUUCACAUACAAACAAAUGCCUGUGACAAUGGAUUUACUGGCUACACGGGACAAAUGCCAUUAAAUAAUGGAACAGUGAUCCAAGCAAGUCAUACUAUGCCCACAGGGAUGUCAGUCCCAUCAACCAGGUCUACAAUUUCAUCUGGAUACUCUGCACCCCAUGGUCACAUCACAAAUGCUUUAACCUCACAUCGACACAGCCCCCUUAAUCUGAUCGGAGAGGGUUACACAAGCUCAUCAGGCUCACCUUCUAGAUCCAUUAGCCCAUCCAGUGAGGACAGUGACAAGUGGAGCUCAUACCUGAGAGCAAAAGAUGAGCUUAUUGGACAAAAAGAUCAGAUAAUAGACAGACAAAAGCAGAGUAUAUUUCAACUUCAACAGCAGCUAAUGCUUCAAACAAAUUCAGCCAUUCAUCAAGCUGUGCCAACUCAUUACCAUGUUAGCCGAACUCAGAGCACAGGAGACAGCAGUUCAUUGUCUUUAAAGCUACAAGAAAGUCAGUAUGAGAAUGCUCAACUAAGAGCACUUUUGUCAGAGAAGGACUCAUCUCUUGACAAAGCUCAGAAAAAACUUGGAGAAACAGAAUAUCUGAUGAAAAAUAUGGAGGCCAGCGUGAAGGAUUCAGCUGCUUCAAAUAGACAGGAACUCGAACUACAGAAACAAAAGGCGAUUAAACAAGAAAAAGCUCAGGCAGAGCUGACAAGUAAACUGGAACAGUUAGAAGAAGAAAAGUUAAAGCUCAAGAGAGAAAAGCAGAGUUUGGAGCGGUAUCUGAAGGAAGUGCCUACUGUCGAAGAAUAUCAGAAGUUAAAUAAAACUCUUAAAGAUGUUCGUGAUGAGCGUGAAAAAUUGAGAGAAACUAUAUCCGCUAAAGACAAGAAACUGGCCCGCAUGAAUAAAGCUUUUGGAAAUAAGGAUGAUGAGGCAAAGAAGUUAACAGUGGAAAAUACUACUUUGAAAGAGAACGUGCAAAGACUUCAGGUGUCUCUUGAUAAAAUCAGCAACGAUGGUCCCGUGUCACUCAUAAGCUUUGAAGAUCUCAAGAUGGAGAAUGAAAGGUUACAGGUGGAACUUGACCGAACGAAAAAGGCGUUAGAAAACAAGCACAAGAAAAUGAAAACUCUUCAUUGUCAAACACAGAAGGAGCAAAAAAGCUUGGAGGAGCGAUUAACGCAAGAGGAGGAAAUGGUCCAUGCCUUGCGGGAUGAACUUGUUGCGAAAGAAAAUUCACUCGAAGAGGUCAGGAAAGCAGUUAAGGAGAUUGCUUCUCACAACCAGGAUUUGUUGGAAGAGAAUUUAAACCUUCAAUGCCGCUGUGAGCAGUUACAAAUAUUGAAUUCGAAAGAAAAAUUAGAAUCUCAGAGAAAACUUUGGAAAGAGCUUUCUGAAUGUACAGCGGAACUCACGGCUGUGGUGCAAGUUUGUCGGGAAAGAAGAGAAGGAAAAGAUCCUGACAUGUCUGUUUUGCUUGGGCUCAGAUCAACUUCUAUGGAUGAAGACGACAGCGAAAGCAAAGACACGUCCGAUGACGUCGAUGCCGUAAAAUCGAAAAUAAACCAAGUUCAACGACUACGGUCAGAUGUGGAAGACUUACGGAAGUUUAUCUCCGAUCAAUAUGCUGAGGACAUUGGAAAUAACUGCAGGAUGCAAUGAUGAAAAGAAGUGUUUGGAAUUUGUUUCCACUUGCGGAGGGUCAAGCUAAGUGCUCAUCGCGCAAAUUUAGCUGUGGCUUA
Molecule: messenger RNA, 1974 nt
Organism: Pocillopora damicornis (cauliflower coral)
Lineage: Eukaryota; Metazoa; Cnidaria; Anthozoa; Scleractinia; Pocilloporidae
Product: centrosomal protein of 85 kDa
Cellular component (GO): centrosome
Source: RefSeq, a predicted model, not a curated record